AUGACGUCGCACAGCAAUGCGGAACAGGAGGAGCCUACAACGAGGUUUCCGACAAUGGACAGCGAAUCUGACGUGAAAGAGGAUGAGGACAGCGAUGUAGAUGAGGAGGAGGAGAUGAGGAAGUGGCUUUCAACAGCGUAUGAGCGCGGCUCGAAGAAGCCCAUGAAGAAGCCUCUCACAGCACCUUGGGGUCUGCCCAUCAGCGAUGCAGACGUGGAAAAGCUCAAAGCCGGGGUCAAAUCUCGAAGCAUGGACGACAAAUGGGACAUACUAGUCGAGGAUCCGGACGAAAAUGGCAACAUAUCUAUUCACAUCAUUCGAAGCUGGUUGCAGGAGGAGUGCUACAUACUUCACAUUGUUCCAAAACCAAGCAACGAUGAUGACGGGAGUGCAAAGAUCCAAAGCAUCACCUGGGAAGGGAACAAGGCGGGGUUGCAAUGUGACGCAGAGCAGGCCCAAAAGGAAGCCGUGAUUCUGUCCAGAGGCCACCUCCACUGCGAGUUUGAGACGCUCCCCCAGUACCCGUCUUCAACGUUUUGGAAUCCUAGUGCUUAUAAGAAGCUGGAUGCAAAAUAG
Daldinia decipiens is the source of this 576-nucleotide messenger RNA. RefSeq lists its product as uncharacterized. Lineage: Eukaryota; Fungi; Ascomycota; Sordariomycetes; Xylariales; Hypoxylaceae. The record is from RefSeq and is a predicted model, not a curated record. The coding region runs from base 1 to 576 and encodes 191 amino acids. The transcript has a single exon.